AGUAUUCAGAGUCCCAAUAAAAGGGAAUACAAAGUACAGUAUGAAAAAAUACAUAUCGGCAGCAUCUUAGUUGAUCUGUCACUGAGAACGCUCUCAACGGUGUAGCUUGUUUAAACUAGAAAGUAAUCAUGGCGGAAAUGCUAAGGGCUGCUUCGAAUCCCACCUCAGAUAUUGGCAUGACCUCGCUCGCUAGAGCCUUGUCGUUUUCAGAUUCCAGCCAGCGUGACCAGAAGGAUGUAUUUCAUUCUGAGACUAAUUCACCUCGAGGCAGUGUGCCACAACUCGGCCGGAAAAUAAAGUUAAUGGAUGGCGCGAACUGCUGUGAAGAACUGUGGGUUUUUGUCAUCUACACCGGAGGAACCAUUGGAAUGAUUAUGAAGAAUGGCGAAUGUUUGAAAACAACACAAGGAUUGUCUACUGCAUCUUAGAGUACAAUCCCUUGCUGGACUCGUCUAACAUGACCCCGAAAGACUGGGUCAAGAUCGGAAAGGACAUCGAGAAAUACUACGAGAAGUACCACGGCUUCGUGGUCCUCCACGGGACCGACACCAUGGCGUACACGUCGUCAGCUCUGUCCUUCAUGUGCGAGCACCAGGGCAAGCCUGUGAUCCUCACCGGCUCCCAGGUGCCGAUCUACCAGAACAGGAACGACGGCAGAGGGAACCUCAUGGGGGCGCUGAUAAUCGCUGGUCAGUUUUUUAUUCCUGAGGUGUGUCUUUACUUCAAUAACAAGCUCUACCGAGGGAACCGCAGCACCAAGGUGGACGCCGGAAGAUUCAGUGCCUUCUGCUCUCCCAACCUGGGUCCUCUGGCUGACGCGGAAGUGGACAUCAAAGUAAACUGGGACACGGUGUUCUGGCCCACCACAAUUGAGUGCUUCCGGGUCAGCACAAAGCUCAACUGCAAUGUGGGUCUCCUCAGGCUGUUCCCCAGCCUCACCACCCAGACUGUGAUCGCCUUCCUCCAGCCGCCCCUAGAAGGCGCUGUCCUGGAGACCUACGGCAGCGGAAACGCCCCCAGUGACCGCCCAGACCUGCUGGCGGAGCUGAAGAAGGCCACCGAUCGCGGCGUCAUCAUCAUGAACUGCACCCAGUGUCUGAGGGGCACCGUAAACCCAACCUACGCCACCGGCAAGGUCCUGAUUGACGCAGGGGUGAUCCCGGGUCGUGACAUGACCCCCGAGGCGGCCCUCUGCAAGCUGUCCUACGUGCUGGCCCGGACCGAGCUCAGCCUGGAGGACAAGAAGAAGAUGAUGAAGCAGAACCUGCGAGGGGAGAUGAGUGCUGACCUGGCAGGGGCCAAGCUCUCCAUGAGUGACAGUCGCUUCAUCCAGGUCAUCGCCAACACGCUCAGCAUUAGCUGCAAGGAGGAGCUGGAAGCCAUCCGUGACGCCCUCACCCCCCCGUUGGCCUGCGCUGCCUCCAAGAUCGGAGAUAUCGACGCCUUGAAGGCCAUCCGAGAAAUGGGCAGUCACCUGGGUCUGGCGGACUACGAUGGGCGCACCCCGCUGCACGUGGCAGCCUGCGAGGGCCACCUGGAGGUGGUGAAGUACCUCCUCGGCCAGGGUGCCUCCGUCCACGCCAGGGACCGCUUUGGGGACACACCCCUAUCCAACGCCAUGCACUUCAGACACAAGGAGGUGGUGAGGCUGUUGAGGAAGACAGGGGCCCACCUCUCUACCGCUGAGCGGAAGGAAGCAGGAACAGAUCUGUGCUGCCUGGCUGCCAGUGGAGACCUGGUGGGGCUGGAGAUGUGGAUGCUGGCCGGGGUGGACCCCUCCACUCCCGGCUACGACGGACAGACAGCCAUAAGUUUGGCCAAGGCUACAGAGAACCUGGAGAUGAUGAAGCUUCUUUUGCCAGAUCCCUAAAGUCGAGGUCCAGGUAUGCACAGACCUGGAUCCAAACCUGUGAAGCCUUUUGACCGUGUUGCUGCCCUGCCACUGCCCCCGUAUCCUUCCACCUCCUCACCUGUCUGCCCUGCUGGUGCGUCUGAAGCACCUACGCUGUCUCCUGUUGGUUAAACAGAAGCUCUCAUUGACCCUCCUCCAUCUUCUGCUGUUAACCCAUCCUCCCUGGUCCUCAUCCCCCUCACUCUCAUCGUCCCUGGUCCUCAU
Hypomesus transpacificus is the source of this 2116-nucleotide messenger RNA. RefSeq names its product 60 kDa lysophospholipase-like. Bases 389 to 1870 code for a protein of 493 amino acids. The transcript has 15 exons. The record is from RefSeq and is a predicted model, not a curated record. Gene Ontology annotation, biological process: amino acid metabolic process. Gene Ontology annotation, molecular function: asparaginase activity; protein binding. Lineage: Eukaryota; Metazoa; Chordata; Actinopteri; Osmeriformes; Osmeridae.